This is a messenger RNA of Parus major (Great Tit), 8575 nucleotides long. It is a transcript of the gene DOCK1, whose product is annotated as dedicator of cytokinesis 1. The transcript has 52 exons. Gene Ontology annotation, molecular function: small GTPase binding; guanyl-nucleotide exchange factor activity. Bases 91 to 5745 code for a protein of 1884 amino acids. Gene Ontology annotation, cellular component: cytoplasm; plasma membrane. Gene Ontology annotation, biological process: cell migration; small GTPase-mediated signal transduction. Lineage: Eukaryota; Metazoa; Chordata; Aves; Passeriformes; Paridae. The record is from RefSeq and is a predicted model, not a curated record.
UCCACCGUCGGGAGAAACUUUUCCCGUCCCGCGGUCGGAAAAUGGCGGCGUAGGGAGCGGGGCUCUGGCAUCCCGGCGGCUCCCGGCGCCAUGACCCGCUGGGUGCCCACCAAAAGGGAGGAGAAGUACGGCGUAGCUCUCUACAACUACGAUGCCAGGGGACCAGAUGAACUUUCCUUACAGAUUGGUGACACCGUGCACAUACUGGAAACUUAUGAGGGUUGGUACAGGGGUUAUACACUACGGAAGAAAUCCAAGAAGGGCAUAUUCCCUGCCUCCUAUAUCCAUCUUAAGGAAGCAAUCGUUGAAGGCAAAGGGCAGCACGAGACAGUGAUCCCCAACGAGCUGCCCCUGAUCCAGGAGGUCACCACCACGCUGAGGGAAUGGUCCAUCAUCUGGAGGCAGCUCUAUGUGCAGGACCACAGGGAAAUGUUCCGCAGCGUGCGGCACAUGAUUUACGACCUGAUUGAGUGGAGAUCCCAAAUCCUCUCCGGGACCCUGCCCCAAGAUGAGCUCAAGGAGCUGAAAAAGAAAGUGACUGCCAAAAUUGAUUAUGGCAACAGAAUUCUGGAUUUAGAUUUGGUGGUUAGAGAUGAAGAUGGCAACAUUUUGGAUCCAGAGCUGACCAGCACCAUCAGCCUUUUCAGAGCACAUGAAAUAGCUUCCAAGCAAGUGGAAGAGAGGCUACAGGAGGAAAAAUCUCAGAAGCAGAAUAUUGAUAUCAACAGACAAGCCAAGUUUGCUGCCACUCCUUCAUUUGCUUUAUUUGUAAAUUUAAAAAACGUUGUGUGUAAAAUAGGAGAAGAUGCUGAAGUCCUGAUGUCUCUGUAUGACCCACUGGAAUCCAAAUUCAUCAGUGAGAACUACCUGGUGAGGUGGUCGAGCUGUGGCCUGCCCAAGGACAUUGACCGACUGCACAACCUGCGGGCCGUGUUCACCGACCUGGGCAGCAAGGACCUGAAGAGAGAGAAGAUCAGUUUUGUGUGUCAGAUCGUGCGUGUGGGCAGGAUGGAGCUGCGGGACAACAACACCAGGAAGCUCACGUCAGGGCUGCGCAGACCCUUUGGGGUGGCAGUGAUGGAUGUUACCGACAUCGUUAACGGGAAGGUUGAUGAUGAGGACAAGCAGCACUUCAUCCCAUUCCAGCCGCUAGCGUUGGAUGACGCCAUUCGACACAAGCAGCUGAACAUAUCAUCCCGUUUUUCACCCAGGGUGGCAGGGGAGAAUGAUUUCCUGCAGACUGUUAUAAACAAAGUGAUUGCUGCUAAAGAAGUCAACCACAAGGGUCAGGGUCUGUGGGUGACUUUGAAACUUCUUCCAGGAGAUAUCCAUCAAAUUAGGAAAGAAUUCCCACAUUUAGUGGACAGGUCAACAGCAGUGGCUCGGAAAAUGGGCUUUCCUGAGAUUAUCAUGCCUGGAGAUGUUCGUAACGACAUCUACGUCACCUUGGUGCAGGGAGAUUUUGACAAAGGCAGUAAAACCACAGCAAAGAACGUGGAAGUCACAGUGUCUGUUUAUGAUGAAGAUGGCAAGAGAUUAGAGAGUGUUAUUUUUCCCGGUGCUGGUGAUGAAGCCAUCUCAGAGUACAAGUCAGUCAUCUAUUACCAAGUAAAGCAGCCUCGCUGGUUUGAGACUGUAAAGGUGGCCAUCCCCAUCGAGGACGUGAACCGCAGCCACCUGAGGUUCACCUUCCGCCACAGAUCCUCCCAGGACUCCAAAGAUAAAUCUGAGAAAAUAUUUGCUCUGGCAUUUGUGAAGCUCAUGAGAUACGAUGGGACAACUCUGAGAGAUGGAGAGCACGACCUUAUCGUUUACAAGGCAGAAGCCAAGAAGCUGGAGGAUGCCUCGACCUAUCUCAGUCUGCCAUCCACAAAAAUCGAGCUGGAGGAAAAGGGACACUCAGCAACAGGAAAGAGCAUGCAGAACCUCGGGAGCUGCACCAUCAGCAAAGACUCUUUCCAGAUUUCCACUCUGGUCUGUUCAACAAAACUUACCCAGAAUGUUGAUCUCUUGGGACUGCUGAAGUGGAGAUCCAACACGAGCCUCUUGCACCAGAACUUGAAGCAGCUGAUGAAAGUUGAUGGUGGUGAAGUGGUCAAGUUUCUUCAAGAUACACUGGAUGCCCUUUUUAACAUCAUGAUGGAGAACUCGGAGAGUGAGACCUUUGACACUUUGGUGUUUGAUGCUUUGGUAUUUAUCAUUGGACUGAUUGCUGACAGAAAAUUUCAGCAUUUCAACCCUGUUUUGGAGACUUAUAUCAAGAAGCAUUUCAGUGCUACCUUGGCCUACACAAAACUGACCAAGGUUUUAAAAACAUAUGUGGACAGUGCUGAGAAGUGUGGGAUCACUGACCAACUCUUCAAAGCCAUGAAAGCCUUGGAAUACAUCUUCAAAUUCAUUGUCCGGUCCAGGAUAUUGUUCAACCAGCUGUACGAAAACAAAGGAGAAGCAGACUUCAGGGACUCUCUGCUGCAGCUCUUUAAGUCCAUCAAUGAGAUGAUGAGCAGCAACUCUGACCAGACUGUCAUAGUGAAGGGGGCAGCACUUAAAUACUUGCCAGCAAUUGUCAAUGAUGUGAAAUUAGUGUUUGAUCCAAAGGAGCUCAGCAAGCUCUUCACAGAGUUCAUCCUGAACGUGCCCGUGAGCCGUUUGACCAUCCAGAAGCUCUAUUGCCUCAUCGAGAUCGUGCACAGCGACCUCUUCACCCAGCACGACUGCAGGGAAAUCUUGCUGCCAACAAUGACAGACCAGCUCAAGUAUCACUUGGAGAGACAAGAAGAUUUGGAGGCUUGCUGCCAGCUGCUGAGUAACAUCCUGGAAGUGCUCUACAAGAAAGAUGUGGGCCCCACACAACGCCAUGUCCAGAUCAUCAUGGAGAACCUGCUGAGGACAGUGAACAGAACUGUGAUUUCCAUGGGACGGGACUCAGAGCUCAUUGGGAGUUUCGUGGCCUGCAUGACAGCCAUCCUGAGGCAAAUGGAGGAUUAUCACUAUGCCCAUUUAAUCAAGACUUUUGGCAAGAUGAGGUCGGAUGUUGUGGAUUUCCUGAUGGAAACAUUCAUCAUGUUCAAGAACCUGAUUGGGAAGAACGUGUAUCCCUCGGACUGGGUGAUCAUGAACAUGAUGCAGAACAAAGUCUUCCUGCGAGCAAUUAAUCAGUAUGCAGAUAUGCUAAACAAAAAAUUCCUUGAUCAAGCCAACUUUGAGUUACAGCUCUGGAACAACUAUUUCCACCUGGCUGUUGCUUUUCUCACACAAGAAUCUUUACAACUGGAGAAUUUUUCAAGUGCUAAAAGAGCAAAAAUCCUUAACAAGUACGGGGACAUGAGAAGGCAGAUUGGGUUUGAGAUCAGGGACAUGUGGUACAACCUGGGUCAGCAUAAAAUCAAGUUCAUCCCAGAAAUGGUGGGGCCUAUCCUGGAAAUGACGCUGAUCCCAGAGACGGAGCUGCGGAAAGCCACGAUCCCGAUUUUCUUUGACAUGAUGCAGUGUGAGUUCCACUCCACCAGAAGCUUCCAGAGGUUCGAAAACGAGAUCAUCACCAAGCUGGAUCACGAAGUGGAAGGAGGCCGUGGAGAUGAGCAGUACAAAGUGUUAUUUGACAAAAUUCUCCUGGAGCACUGCAGGAAGCACAAGUACCUGUCAGCCCCGGGAGAGGUGUUUGCCCUGCUGGUCAGCAGCCUCCUGGAGAACCUGCUGGACUACCGGACCAUCAUGCACGACGAGAGCAAGGAGAACCGCAUGAGCUGCACUGUCAAUGUGCUGAAUUUCUACAAGGAGAUCGAGAGGGAAGAGAUGUACAUAAGGUACCUGUACAAGCUGUGUGACCUGCACAAGGAGUGUGAUAACUACACAGAGGCUGCCUACACCUUGCUCCUGCACGCCAAGCUCCUCAAGUGGUCAGAAGAAGCAUGUGCAGCACAUCUUACCCAGAGGGAUGGAUACCAAGCUGCUACUCAAGGACAGCUGAAAGAUCAGCUCUAUCAAGAAAUUAUCCAUUACUUUGACAAGGGCAAGAUGUGGGAAGAGGCCAUUGCCUUGGGUAAAGAACUUGCAGAACAGUAUGAAAAUGAAAUGUUUGAUUAUGAACAACUCAGUGAACUGCUGAGAAAACAAGCCCAGUUCUAUGAAAACAUUGUGAAGGUGAUACGACCAAAACCAGAUUAUUUUGCAGUUGGAUACUACGGCCAGGGAUUCCCAACAUUCAUAAGGAACAAGGUGUUCAUCUACCGGGGCAAGGAGUACGAGCGCCGCGAGGACUUCGAGGCGCGGCUGCUGACGCAGUUCCCCAACGCCGAGAAGAUGAAGACAACGUCACCCCCCGGCGAUGACAUCAAAAGCUCCUCUGGCCAGUAUAUUCAGUGCUUCACUGUAAAGCCCAAGCUGGAUUUACCCUCGAAAUUUCACAGGCCGGUGUCAGAGCAAAUCGUGAGUUUCUACAGGGUGAAUGAAGUCCAACGCUUUGAGUAUUCACGCCCUGUUCGAAAAGGAGAGAAAAACCCAGACAACGAAUUUGCCAACAUGUGGAUUGAGAGAACCAUCUACGUGACAGCCUAUAAAUUACCAGGCAUCCUCAGGUGGUUUGAAGUCAAAUCAGUUUUCAUGGUGGAGAUCAGCCCGCUGGAAAACGCCAUCGAAACCAUGCAGCUGACCAAUGAUAAGAUCAAUAACAUGGUGCAGCAGCACCUGAACGAUCCCAACCUCCCCAUCAACCCCCUGUCCAUGCUGCUCAACGGCAUCGUGGAUCCCGCCGUCAUGGGCGGCUUCGCCAACUACGAGAAGGCUUUUUUUACUGAAAAAUACAUGCACGAGCAUCCAGAGGAUCAUGACAAGAUUGAGAAGCUGAAGGAUCUGAUUGCUUGGCAGAUCCCAUUCCUGGCAGAAGGGAUCCGGAUCCACGGGGAGAAGGUGACGGAGGCCCUGAGGCCGUUCCACGAGAGGAUGGAGGCGUGCUUCAGGCAGCUGAAGGACAAGGUGGAAAAGCAGUAUGGGGCCCGCGCCAUCCUGUCCAGCCUGGAUGAGCGGCGGGGCAGCCGGCCCCGCUCCAUGGUCCGUUCCUUCACCAUGCCCUCGUCAUCCCGGCCGCUGUCCGUGGCCUCCGUGUCCUCGCUCUCCUCGGACAGCACUCCUUCCCGGCCCGGCUCCGAUGGGUUUGUGCUGGAGCCCCUCCUGCCAAAAAAGAUGCAUUCUAGGUCACAAGAUAAAUUGGACAAGGAUGACCUAGAUAAAGAUAAAAAGGAGAAGAAGAAGGAGAAGAGGAACAGCAAGCAUCAAGAGAUAUUUGAUAAAGAAUUUAAAUCUACUGAUAUUUCUCUGCAGCAGGCUGAAGCAGUGAUCCUUUCAGAAACGAUCAGCCCCCUGAGGCCGCAGAGACCCAAGAGCCAGGUGCUGAGUGCCAUGUCCAGCGAGCGGCGAUUCUCCGUGUCCCCAGCACCGCCCAGCUCCCAGCUCACCCCUCCUCCCAUCACCCCUCGGACCAAGCUGGCCUUCAGCAUCCAGCCCAAUCUGGAGCUGAAUGGGAUGUCCAGCUCCGACAGCCCCGACGUUCCCCCUCCUCUGCCCCUCAAAGGAAGCACGGCCGACUACGGGAACCUCAUGGAGAGCCAGGAUUUGAUCAGCCCCACCACGUCCCCCCCUGCCCACCAACGGCACCUGCCUCCUCCUCUCCCCAGCAAGACCCCGCCGCCGCCGCCCCCCAAGACGACGCGGAAGCAAACGUCUGUUGACUCUGGGAUUGUCCAGUGAAGAAGGAAGCGGGUUUUUUUCCAAAGAUAAAGCUGUAACAAUUCAUUUCCCUAAGUAUUUUAUGGUCUAUAAUGUUUACCUCAUUCAGGUGUGCAGUAUCUAACAUUUAGUGCAAUGAUAACUCUGUAAGAAAUCCGUUUCUCGCCAUGUGUCGGACCCAACACUACAUCCCCCUGUUUUUGGGGUUAUUCCCUCCCAUAACUUGAAUGAAAUCUGGAUUUCUACUUGAGACUGGGAGCUCUUUCAACUGUCAGAACCUUCUUCCUAAACCUUCUCCCUGCUUCUGGAUAACGCCAGGCACAGAGCUAAACGUGGAGAUCACAAUGAGAGCUGGAAAUUUUGUACCUAAAGAUUUUGGGUACUUCUGGAGUUUCAAAUGAGCAGAGUUUUUGUACCUAAUCUCAGUGUAUAUAGGAAUCAAUGACAAUAUUCUCAUGGAUUUCAGGGCAAGAGGAGGUUUCCCAGUGAGGUGAAGCUGCUGUAGGAUUUCUCUGAAUAACAGGGAUUGUGGCCCAGGGUUAAAAAUCAGACGCCACUGAUUUGUGAAAUGUGUUACAAAUAACCUGAUUGCAAUGAGCAAAGUGGAGACUUGGGGCUGUCUUGGCCACAGUGACCACGAUCAAAAGUUUAAAACCUCUGGUGAGAGGAGGCAAAGUGCCAGCAAAACCUUUCCUCUGACCAUGAGACUGCUCAGGGAGUUUGUAAGGUCCCCUGGGAAAAUGUUUUUGCAAGUGCUGGGGUCCAUCAGUGCUGGUCCCUUUUUAAACAUCACCUCCCAAGGGUACAGGAGCAGCAAUUCCAAAUGUUGGAAGUCAAGCAGGCCAGUCAAGAGCUGAACAGGGAUCUCCUCUUGGAUAUCAGGUGGAAAAGGAAGGUGUGUUCCAGUGGAAGCAAGGUCAGGGGGCAUGGGAACAACACAGAGGUGCUUCUCCCCAUUAGAGGAAGAAAAUUUGUGUGGUCAAAGCUCAGCUGGAGUUGGAGCUGCCAGAACUGUGGGGGACAAGAAAAGAGUUUUUUUCAAAUGUAUCAAUGGCAAAAGUCAGUGUAGAAAUACCUUUAGCUCUUUCUAGGAUGGGGAUGGGCACCUCACAAACAGGGACAGGGACAAGGCAGAGGUGUUGAACACAUUUAACACACUUUGUCUCCAACGUGGGUCACAGACCAAGAGGGUCCCAGUGCCCUGACAAUGAUCAGCUCCCAAUCAGCCUGAAACUGCAGAUCUGCAGCUGAAUCCCUGCAAAUCCUGAUGGGAUUUAUCCAAGAAUCCUCAAAGAGCUGCUGAUGUCAUCAUGAAGCCCCUCCUGGUGAUUUUUGAGCAGUCUGGGGAAUCCAGAGGGGUCCCAGCUGACUGGAAGCUGGGGAACGUUGUCCUGAUUUUCAAGAAGGGCACGAAGGAGGACCCUGGGAACUACAGGCCCUGUAAAAUCAUGGAAAAGGAUGUUCUGGGAGGUUCUGGAAAACACCUGGAGGACAAUGCAGUCAUGGGUCACAGCCAGCACGGCUCCGUGAGGGGAAAGUCCUGCCCGUGGAACCUGAUUUCCUUCUACAGCAGGGUGAGCCAGCUGGCUGAUCCAGGAAAGCCAGGAGAUGGAAUCUUUUUGGACUUCUGCAAAGCUUUUGAUGCUGUCUCCCACUGGAACCUUCAGGACAAAGUGUCCAUCCUACAGCUGGAGAAACACAUCAUGGGAUGGGUGAGCAGCUGGCUCAGGGGUCAGGCACAAAGGGUGACAGUGACGGGGUGACACCAGGCUGGCAGCAGUCACACUACAAAUAACACAUUAAACUGUCAGAGUGUCCAGAGGAGCCAUGAGGAUGGGAAGGGCCUUGAGGAGAAGCCGUGUGAGGAGCGGCUGAGGACACUUGGAAUGUCCAGCUGGAGGAGAGGACACUGAGGGAACCCUCAGCAUCCUCCUGAGGGAAAGGCAGAGGCAGGAACUGAACUCUUCAUUGUCAUAACCAGGGACAGGAGCAGGGAACGGCUGGGGCUGGGCCAGGGAGGGUUUGGUUGGAUUUCAGGAUUCUCCCCCAGAGGUGCUGGCACUGCCCAGGCUCUCAGGGAAUGGGCACCGAGGCUCCCAGAGCUCCAGGGGUUUGGACACCCAGGGAUGGCCAGGUGGGAUUGUUGGGGGGGAGCUGGAGUUGAUCAUCCCUGAGGGUCCCUCCCAGCUCAGGAUAAUCUGUGAUUAAUGAGCUUCGUUAAAUCAGUCCCUGGGGAUCACCCACUGCCACUUUCUUUCAGUUGGAUCUUCUGGGUGUCCAUGAGGGGGAAAACAAGGAAGCCUUGGAGCUGCCAAGGGCAUGGGAGAGAAACCAGUGAGCAGGGAGGAGACUCCUGCUCAUUCUGAACCUAAAUGUUGAGUACAGAAAUGGGAAGAGCUUUUUCCUUUCUUUAUUGUGUAAUAUUUCAUGUUGGAUUAGGAUGAACUGAACAGAAUCACUUUGUCCUUGUGCCAUCAUUCUGUACAGUGUUUGUAUAUAUGAUGGUUUUUAGAAUGUUUUAAUUUUUAUGGUGCCUGCUUUUCACGUCAUAAUGAAUUAAUGUGCCUGCAAAGAAUGCUUUAUGUAUUCUUAAUUUCCUAAUUGCUGAAAGUGUAAAGAAAAAACAAAAAGCUUUUGUUUUCCAGAUAUUAAGCUCUGAGAAAUAUCAGACUGAUGGGAUGGGAUUUUGGGAGGGAGGAAGGAAACUAACUUUAUAUUCUAGUGGGUUUUUUUAUUGUCAUCACACUUUGGUUUGUUUUUUUUUUUAUUAUCUACAUCUUUUUACUCUUACAGUAGAUUGUUUUUAAAUAUACCACUGACUCAAAAAAAAUAAACUAUUAUUUUAAAAGCU